AUGAUUAUCCACUACUCUCAGAUCACCUUGAAUCCCGCGAAGUACCGCACCGACUGCGAGGCGAUUGGAGGACGAAUUUUGGACUGCAAUUACCGUUCUUUUUUCUAUGAACUACAGCAAAAUCCAGAAGCCGCGAUGAAAGUGGUCAUGGCGAGCAAAGUCAUAUGGAAUUUAAUGGUGCGCUCAACGUAUAAAGAGCUGGGCUGGCUGCGGUACGAUUUUUGGUCUUUGCGGGUUCGAAUUAGUGCCGAUCCGUUCUUACCUUUGACGCCGGAAAACACUACCGAAGCGACGCCUUCGGUGAAUAUAGACCACCCCGACGAACCCGCGAAAAGAGAUGUAAUGCGGCUUUUAUACCUCUACGAGGACCCUGGCAGCCAAACCAGCGACGCGCUCCUUGAGGACUUUGAGAAGCUUGGCAAGAUCGACACGGCGGCCGAUCUCAGCGAAAUCAUCGACUCCUCUAUUACCUCGCACUUUUUUGACCAGGGAACUGCCGUGUUUUUGAAAACCGUGGAGGAAUUCUUCCAAUGCAAUGAUAAUCUUAUCGAACAUGAGUCCAUGCUUUGCCGAGUUAACUGGGAUUGGACACGCUACUUGAGAUUUCUGACCCUCUACGCCUACCGAAUUUCUCUCAAGUCGUCCCAGAUUUCGACACCGAAGACGGAGCGAAGUAACGAGAUCAAUGGAAAUUCCUUCCUCUCGGUCGGCCCCGAGAAAACCACCUCCAUCCUAGGGCCGCACUACGACAGGUUUCAAAACGUCAGCUUUACGAAUUCUGACAAGUAUUUGCCCAUCCCCUCGCAGCCCACGCCGUCAAAUUGUUUGAAUUUCCCCAUACCCCAGUUCAACACCUCCAUGUAUCCGAAUUCCCAACAACAAGGCGUCCCAGUAAGCGUCCAGAAUGCGAUUAAGAAAUUCAAGGUGAACCCGGUCCCCACGAUGGCCAUUUCGUUGUUGUUGUACGCCCACCGGACCUCUUUUAAUCGCUAUUUUCAAACGCUCUCGCUCCUGGGGAUUCAAAAAGUCGGCAUCACCUGGGAGGAGAACAACGAGAACAUUAAGGCCACCCAAGUCGCCUGGAAGGCGCUCUACGACGAAGUCUACGUGGUCAACAUACAAAACUUUCGCUUUAAGGGCAAAUCCGCAAGCCGAACCGACCUUCCUCUCCGAAAGGUUUCGACAAACCGUUUAACUACUCAAGAGCUCCACACUUCUUCCGCCGACGCCCUAAUUUCGGACGGAUCGUCUAAAGGCAAAGUUGAUUACCCCAUUAGAUCGGAAAACACAGAAACGCAGCAAGUUAGCUGCUACUCUGCACAGGUCAAACCAAUGAACUCUAUUUUGUCCAAACGCACUGGUAAAAAACCGCCGUCAGGCUUCAAGAAGGUUCUAUUCUGCACAGGGCUUGAGUUUUAG
Phytomonas sp. Hart1 is the source of this 1419-nucleotide messenger RNA. Lineage: Eukaryota; Euglenozoa; Kinetoplastea; Trypanosomatida; Trypanosomatidae. The record is from the annotation of a GenBank genome assembly.